Molecule: messenger RNA, 1233 nt
Organism: Suillus paluster
Lineage: Eukaryota; Fungi; Basidiomycota; Agaricomycetes; Boletales; Suillaceae
Product: C-type lectin protein
Exons: 8
Coding region: 1-1233 (410 amino acids)
Source: RefSeq, a predicted model, not a curated record
AUGAUCCCAAACGAUAUGCUGCACCAGAAACCUAUUGACCUGAGACACAAAUGUUUAUUUUACAUCGGCCACAUCCCUACAUUCCUCGACAUGCUCAUGGCUCGUGCUCUCAACGAGCCAAAUGCUGAGCCUUACUUCGCGCAGAUUUUUGAGCGGGGUAUUGAUCCUCAUGUCGAUGACCCAGAACACUGCCACUUCCCACAAAGGACGAGGAUUGGCCUACACUUGGAACUGAUCCUCGCCUUCCGUGACCGUGUGCGUGCGCGGCUUCUCGCGUUGUACGACGAUCUAGCAUCGGGAAAGCGCAAAAUCAACAGGAACAUCGGUCGCAUGCUUGCGAUGACCCUCGAGCAUGAGGGCUGGCACGUCGAGACACUCCUCUACAUGCUCAUUCAGCGUGCUGGAACAGGAACGCUCCCCCCGCCUGGAUUUGUUAGCCCGCCUUGGGAAGCGCUAUCCGCACAGUGGGACGCCACUCACACACACCCGGCUUCAUCGACUGUCACGCUUGGCCCUGUGACGAUCACGCUUGGGCACGACGAUUGCGAGGGAAACGACUUUGAUGAAGGCGUGUGUGACCAGGUCGAGGGACACGAGUUCGGCUGGGACAAUGAGAGCCCUUCACGACAGGUGCAGGUCGGGAAAUUCCGUGCUGAGUGGAGGCCCAUCACCAAUGGGGAGUUCCAUGCUUGGUGGGUAAACAGGAAGGAAAUCGGUCUGCCACCCAGUUGGGUGGAGGGAGAGGAGGGGAUUCAGGUCCGCACCCUCUACGGUCCAGUUCCGCUAAGCGUCGCGAAGCACUGGGCGGUGCUUACGAGCUACGACAUGCUUAGCGCAUAUGCACAGAGCAAAGGCGGACGACUACCCACCGAACCGGAGCUGAGGCUCUUCCUUGAUACGUAUGAGGUUGGAUACGAAGGUGGUGCAAACGUGGGUAUCAGAAACUGGCAUCCCGUUCCUGCGACGGCUGGUCUUGAGGCAAACGGCGGUCGUGGGAGCAACGGCGGAGUCUGGGAGUGGACUUCGACACCACUUGAUACCCAUGAUGGACUGUCGCCAACGGAGCACUUCCCAGGGUACUCGACGGAUUUCUUUGAUGGGAAGCAUCAUGUUGUUCUCGGUGCAUCGUACGCUACGAUCCCACGUCUUGCUGGACGGCGGACGGUCAGGAACUUUUAUCAGCCUAAUUAUCCGUACCCGUGGGUUGGUGCGCGGUUGGUGUAUGAUGCGUGA